CCAACACGAUGAAGAAACAAGAAAUACUCAAUUCAAGUCAAUUCUAUAUGAUCUUCAAAUUGCCAAUAUAUGUCAUUAGUUCUGAAAGGUUCUCUGACUUUUCUUCUCAACCAUCACCAUGAGUCACUCAGGAUUGGCACGAAAUCUUAUUUAUAGUACCAAUUCAGUUCAAAUUAAACACAUAAAUACUCAGAGGCCUCGCCACUCGUGUCAGGUUUCGAUGAAUCUUCAAUCCGAGGCAUUGCGAUCAAUGGACGGUUUGCUUGAAUGUUCAGCAAACUAUGUUCCAUUGACACCCAUAAGUUUCUUGGAGAGAGCAGCAAAUGUUUUUAGAGGAAGAACUUCUAUCAUUGAUGGACCUUCUGUGAAGUAUACUUGGGAAGAGACGCAUGCACGGUGUAUAAAGCUUGCUUCUGCUUUGUCUGAGCUUGGGAUUUCUCGUGGGGAUGUGGUUGCAACAUUGGCUCGAAAUGUAUACGCAAUGCAAGAGCUGCAUUUUGCAGUACCAAUGGCUGGCGCAGUUCUUUGUACAUUAAAUACACGUCAUGAUUCAGCUAUGAUAUCAGUACUGCUAAAACAUUCAGAAGCAAAAGUCAUAUUUGUGGAUCAGCACUUGCUUCAACUUGCUCAGGGAGCCAUAGAUAUUCUUGCUAAUGAAAAAGUAAUACCACCACUUCUUGUUGUAAUAUCUGAAUCCAACAAUUCUACUCCUACUGUGGCGAAGUCUAAUACUCAUGAAUAUGAAAGUCUCCUGGAAAGUGGAAAUAGCGAAUUCGCUGUAAGGUGGCCGAUAAGUGAAUUUGACCCUAUAAGUGUUAACUAUACUUCUGGAACAACGUCGCGACCCAAAGGAGUUGUUUACAAUCACAGAGGUGCAUAUCUCAAUACCAUUGCUACAUUUAUGCUUCAUGAGAUGAGUUCAUGGCCUGUUUACCUUUGGACCGUCCCAACGUUUCACUGCAACGGAUGGUGUCUGACUUGGGGUCUAGCUGCACUUGGUGGUACAAGUAUUUGCCUUAGACAGGUUUCUCCAAAAGUCAUAUUUGAAAGUAUAGUAGAGCACAAUGUCACACAUUUGAGUGGUGCACCAACUAUUCUAAACAUGAUUGUGAAUUCGCCCGAAAGUAAUAGAAAACCACUUCCACACAAGGUUAACAUAAUGACAGGUGGUUCACCACCACCACCACAAAUCCUUUCCCAAAUGGAGGAACUCGGGUUUCGAGUACAUCACUUAUAUGGACUAACAGAAACAUAUGGUCCAGGUACAUAUUGUUUGUGGAAGCCUGAGUGGGAUUCUUUGCCACCAAAUGAAAAGUACAAACUAAAAGCAAGACAAGGAGUGCAACAUCUUUGUUCAGAGUCAGUGGAUGUGAUGGAUCCUAUCACAAUGAAGAAAGUACCAGAAGAUGGUAAGACAAUUGGUGAAAUUAUGUUCAGAGGGAAUACUGUAAUGAGUGGAUACUUGAAUGAUUUAGAAGCAACAGAAGCAGCUUUUAAAGGUGGAUGGUUUCAUAGUGGUGAUUUGGCUGUUAAACAUCCUGAUGGUUACAUAGAAGUUAAGGACAGAUUGAAAGAUAUCGUAAUCUCUGGUGGAGAAAACAUAAGUACAGUAGAGGUGGAAAGGGUGUUGUAUAGUCAUCCAGCAGUUCUUGAAACAGCAGUAGUCGCGCGACCAGAUAAUUACUGGGGGCAGACACCUUGUGCGUUUGUGAAGUUGAAGGAUGGUUUUAAUAAUAUUAGUGAUCAAGAAAUUAUCAACUUCUGCAGGGAUAACUUGCCUCAUUACAUGGCGCCUCGAACCGUCAUAUUUCAAGAUCUCCCAAAAACUUCAACAGGGAAGAUACAGAAAUUUAUUCUAAGGGACAAAGCAAAAGCAUUGGGCAGUCUUUUCUGAAUGUUGAUGAUAAUUCUUUUUAAGUCUGAGUGUCAUUCUUCUAUGCCAUUUAACUCUGUGUAUCAUUCUUUUGGGCCACUCUGUUCAAUAUUGGCCAAAGCUGGCAAAUUGCUCUGAGUGGUAUAAUGCAUUUCUUUUGCUUGGUUUGUAGA
Nicotiana attenuata is the source of this 2046-nucleotide messenger RNA. RefSeq names its product probable acyl-activating enzyme 2. The record is from RefSeq and is a predicted model, not a curated record. The coding region runs from base 119 to 1894 and encodes 591 amino acids. The transcript has 2 exons. Lineage: Eukaryota; Viridiplantae; Streptophyta; Magnoliopsida; Solanales; Solanaceae.